UAUUUUACGUCAUGCAAUAAUCGCAAUCAGCAAAUUGAAGUGUAAAUAUGGUGAAGUUAGAAUGUCUAAGCUUUCUUCUAUUCGCAUACUACAUACCAGAAGCAAAUGGAUCGAUACGAGUGUGCAAAUCGUAUAAAGACUUUGCUGUCCCUUGGAGCAAAAAUUGUUGGCGGAAUGACUAUGACGUCUUAGAUUCAUCUGCAAUCGCGCGAACGUGGGGAUUUCACACUGAAAAUUACACUUUAACGUUAGAAGAUGGUUACAUUAUUACCGUAAUUCGAGUUUAUAAAGAGCGUAACAGAAAACAUCCCAUUGUACUAGGACACGGUGCGUUCACGAAUUCAAUAUGUUGGCUAUUUUCGGGUAACAACUCUUUGGCAUAUGUGUUGGGAUAUUUGGGUUACGACGUUUGGAUGGUAAAUUUCCGAGGAACCAGAUAUAGCAAGGAACAUGUAUCCUUGACGUACAGAAGUCACGAGUACUGGAAAUUUACUUUUCAUGACAUUGGAAUACACGACUUAAAGGCAACCAUGGAAUUGGUCAGAAACGUCACAGACAAGAAAGCAAUUUAUCUAGGUUAUUCAAUGGGGACAACUAGUGGAUAUGUUUAUUGCUCCAUGACGCCAGAACACUGCGACAAAACAAUGUUAGGGAUGCUUUCGUUCGCACCCGUAGGUUACUUAAUUGGAAUUAAGGGUGUUUUCUCUAUAGUAGCCAACCGAUCAGUUUGGCCGCUUGCUAGGGCGUUGACUUACUUAUUCUUCAACGGAGAAUUCACCAAACUAACCCUCGUUAAUAAAUUGAUAUACAAGUUUUUGUCUUUGACAGCCGUAGGAAAUUACGCCGCUAUAUUUUUGGUAAAUUUCGUAUUUGGAUUUCACUUUACCGCGUUAGACCCGACCUACAUCCCGGUAGUUAUUAACAGGUUUCAAGACACCGUAGGAGUCGAAGUGAUCAGCCAUCAUUCGCAAAACUAUAAUAAUAAAAACUUUAGGCAGUUUGAUUAUGGUAAAAAGAAAAAUCUGGAAAUAUAUUCACAGGAGCAGCCUCCCGCCUAUCCUCUUCACAAGAUUCCGAUUCCCAUCGCUAUGUUUGUUGGCAAGGGGGAUUUUAUCGCCACUGAAAAGUCUGGUUCAAGAUUGUAUUCACAACUCGGGUCACGAUGCGGUUAUUACAUCCUCGAGGAACGAAGCUGGUGCCAUAAUGAUUUUGUGACUGCUAAAAAUAUACGCGAGGUGCUAUAUGGGAAGGUGAUUAAUAAAAUCUCGGAAAUGGAGAAUGGGGAAUGCGCGUAGCAAUUUGUGUUGCUUUUUUAAUAGAUUUUUAUCGAUUGUAUGUAAAAUACUACUUGCAUUAUAGCGCAGU
Messenger RNA from Cylas formicarius (sweet potato weevil), 1365 nucleotides. RefSeq names its product lipase 1-like. Gene Ontology annotation, biological process: lipid metabolic process. Gene Ontology annotation, molecular function: hydrolase activity, acting on ester bonds. The transcript is spliced from 7 exons. NCBI's taxonomy places the organism in Eukaryota, Metazoa, Arthropoda, Insecta, Coleoptera, Brentidae. The record is from RefSeq and is a predicted model, not a curated record. Bases 48 to 1295 code for a protein of 415 amino acids.